Messenger RNA from Colletotrichum lupini, 336 nucleotides. RefSeq lists its product as uncharacterized. The record is from RefSeq and is a predicted model, not a curated record. The coding region runs from base 1 to 336 and encodes 111 amino acids. Lineage: Eukaryota; Fungi; Ascomycota; Sordariomycetes; Glomerellales; Glomerellaceae. The transcript has 3 exons.
AUGCCCAAGAUGCCUUAUUGCGUCGGGUUCAAGGAAGGCGCUAGCACAGUGUCAGCUGUAAUGGCGGCGUCUAUCACUGGCUGCGAUGCCAAAAGGAAGCAAGCCCGCCCCGUCGUUCCUGACCUGCCGUUGCCUCACACCGGUCCAAUAUAUAUUGAGUGGUCUUUCCGUCACCGUCCCGUGCGUUGCUGGGAAACACGCACAAAAUCCACAAAUUAUCCCUCGACAUCUGCAUCCACGUUGUGCAUCCAUGACAAGUACACAGUGCGAUACUACAAACCGAAAGUGUCAAAUAGUAAGAACGGGCGGGAAGGGUUCUCCAAGGAACGCCGUUGA